Varanus komodoensis (Komodo dragon) is the source of this 6957-nucleotide messenger RNA. It is a transcript of the gene ESPL1, whose product is annotated as extra spindle pole bodies like 1, separase. The record is from RefSeq and is a predicted model, not a curated record. Gene Ontology annotation, molecular function: cysteine-type endopeptidase activity. The transcript has 30 exons. Lineage: Eukaryota; Metazoa; Chordata; Lepidosauria; Squamata; Varanidae. Gene Ontology annotation, cellular component: nucleus; mitotic spindle; centrosome. Bases 1 to 6639 code for a protein of 2212 amino acids. Gene Ontology annotation, biological process: meiotic chromosome separation; proteolysis.
AUGAAGUACCUCAAAAGUGUGGAUUUUCUGACUCGGAUCAGCACUCCCGAAGAGACUCUAAUUCUAUUGUCAGAGCUGAAGGAAUGUCUCAUCUGCGGAGCAGAAACUGCAGAUUGCACAGGCCAAGCCUCCAAACAGAUGACCGCAUGUGACAGAAUCCUACGGGCUUGUAUUCAUAAGUUUGGGGAAGGUUUGGACUGCCCUGCUCACUUGAGACAUCUCCAGGCCUUAGCUGAGAUGGCCUAUCAUGGCUACACAGCAGCUAGGCAUCAGUAUGUUCCUCUCUAUUUAGAAAGACUGCUGCAUCACUUGCUGAGGGGUGUUGCUGCCCGGGGCCCGUCUGAUAUGUGCCUAAAGUCUGCACAGCUCCUUUAUACUGAACUGUUGAAAUACCAGCCUCCCCAGGUGCCUGCUGAUGAUUAUACUUCUAUUGCCAAGAGUACCUUUAGUGUGCUAUGGAAGAGUACAGAUGUCAUGGGUAAAGCAGACAAGACUCCUGCAGACUUCAGGGCUGUGCUGUCCACCCAGCUGCAGGCAGUUUGCUUCUUGGUGCUUCUGCAGCAUGAUGUCCCUAGCACUUUGCUUCAGGAACCUCCUUUCUUUACCUCCUUGGUGGCCCAGCAUGCAUUUGCUGCAGCUGUUGUGUUUGAGGCCCAGCGGUCUCCACUGAGCAGAGAAGAGGCCCGUUUUCUCAGUGAGCAGUUCUCCCACCGCCUGGUUGCUGCCUUUCUAGAAAGGAAGAGAGGGAAUGAGCCUUUGACCUUCCAAGACUGCCUUUGCAUCUUUGAGCUUAUGGUCAUUAGAUCCCGUUACCUCUGCAAAAGCUGCUGCUUCAGGGAAGGCAUGGAAGUUCUCCAGCAGUCUGCUGGCUACUUGAAACAGAAUUGCUUUCGUGCCGCAUUAGAUGUUCUCUCUGCUGGAGUUGAACUGCACCGAGGCUUGGCUCUUGCUAAGGAUUCAGUAGGGCCUUUGUUCAUCCAAGCAGCCGAGGCUCUGAACUACUCAGUGGAUGCUCAAGAAGCCCUGCUUAGAGUGCUGGCUGAAAGCUGCCAGUUGCUCAUCACCCCUUUGUACGGAAAUGCAAAGAAGGAUAAACAGAGCCUUUUUAACUUGGAAGACAUUCUGGGGAUCUCUGCUUUCAUGAAAAGUUACUUCAGGUUGCUCCAAAAGCUUCUGGAUUUGGUCCCAUCAGACAACAUAAAACAGCAGCAAACUCUGAGGAAGCUGAUCUGUCACUACUUCCAGUUGUACACAACUCUGGUAUAUGACUGUCUUCAGGCUCUGCAGGGACCCAGGUCUGCCUGUCUGCCACAGCUGUUGGUGUCCAUACGGAGCACUGUUGCCUGGAUGCUGGAAAUGCUGGAAGAUGUUCCUGUCAGAGAGUGGUCUGAAUAUCUGGAUCUCUCAGCGUAUUGUGUGUCCCGGCUGGCCUAUAGCUUCUAUUUUCAUAAGAUGUAUGAGGAGUCAAACUCUAUAGUGGAGCUUUUCUGCAGCUGGCUGAGCAAGGAGGAACUCUUCAAAUAUCCAGAUUUGCCUACAGAAAAGCUACACAACUGCUUUAAGAUACAAGUGGAAAACUACAGGAAGCUUGGCUUGUUAGAGGAGGCACUCCAGAGUGUGGUACUCUGGCUGGCUUCUUAUUGCAGCAAGAUCCCUGAGCAGAUGGCAGAGCCAAUUUCCUCCUGGGUCAAAGUCAAAAUGGAUGCCAACAAAAGUGGGGCUGAUGACCUGAAACUGAAGACUCUGAAGGAGGGCCUGGAAGGUUUUGACUUAGAUUCCGAGAUCCUCAUGGCAGUGCUGUUGGAGGAACUGAAGGCCUACAAGUCUGUGCGGGUGGACACCGGCCAAGAGCGCUUUAAUGUGAUUUGCGACCUGCUGGACAUCUGCUCGGAAGGCAGCAGUUGGGUCCAUGAGCGGGCUGUGAUUCUGGUGGAACUGGCGCAGGUGUUGUGUUAUCAUGACUACAGUGAGCAGACAGAAUGCUCUGCCCUGGACUCCAUACAUGAAGCCCUGCGACUGCUAGACUCUGUACCACAGACCCCCCAGAAUGAGGUGCAGCUUCAAGACGACAAGGCUCAAGCCUUACUCUGGCUCUACAUCUGUACAAUUGAGGACAAAAUGCAUAAGGGCAUAGAACAAGAGCAGAGGGCCAGAAAUGCCCAAGGACAAAAUGACACACAUGUUCUUGAGGGCUUUGAGACGAAUGAUCUUGGCUAUGAAGAUAAGUCUCAUGAUGACAAGUUCCUGUAUCUUGGCAUUGCAUUUAACCUGUCUGCAGAUUCUGUGCAAUCAAAAUGUUUGGAUGAUGCUCUUGCUUUGUGGAAGCAGCUCCUCUCCAAGGGCGGAAUCCCAGCUGUGCGUAGCAUUGAGCAGACAAGAGCAUCCCUACACAUCAUGGCAGCUUUGUACAGAGUUAUGGGGAAGCCUCUGAAAGCCAUGGAGAGCUAUUUCCUGAUCAAAGCUCUCUGUGAUGCACUUCAGGACUCCAUCGGAAAGACCAGCGCUUUGUGCCAUGUUGCCAAGCUACUUCUCCAGCUGGACUGCCCUAGCUAUGCAGAGACCAUCUUAAUGGAAGCUGAAUUCUGUUUGCAACAUUUGGACCAACACAGUGACAGCUGCUUGUUGAUGAAUCAGACCCUAGCUGUUCUCCGUAGCGAGCUGUGCUUAGCAAACUGCAAGAUUGAAGAAGGCUUUGGCCUACUAGUAGAAACCCUGCAAAACCCAGCAUUGCAAAGGUCAUCAAAAGUUUGGUACCUACUACGAGCCAGCACUCUCCAGUUAACAGCCACAUAUCUUGGUCUGCCUCCCUCCACUCUUCCAUUGGUGCUCAGGCAAAAACUCCACUCUCAGGGAUGGAAGACCCCUGAAAGGGCUUUGAGUGAUGCACAUAAACUUUACCGCAGUAUUAUCUUGAACUUCUCACUGAUUAACUGUGACACGGCUAAAGAGGUUGCUGAGCAUCAAUUUGUUGAUCAUGGUGAUAACCUGGUGCAGAAGUGGCAGGUGCUGGCUGACAUGUUCAUUUGUUCUGAGAGCUUUGUUUCCCUCCUGAGCCAGAUUGAGGUUAUAAGUGAAGCUAAAGCUGUCUGUCUGGAAACACUCAAAAUAUCCAUGAAACUGCAAUCAAUUCGAUGGUGUGCUCGCUUUCUGGUCCUGAAGAGUGGGUUAGAACUGCAGUGCAACAAGCAGGAGCUGUGUCGCUCAGACCUUGACCAGGCCCUCUUUCUUCUUGAGUCGGGCACAGUAUUUGAAACAAAAGAGAACAAAGUUGAUGUGAAAAUCAGGCCCAAAAAAAGAGGGCUUAAGGAAAAGAAACCUCAAGGUCAGUGCUUUUACCCGUCAGAAGAGCCGCCAUUCUUGAAAGAGUUUUCCCUCGAGUUCGUAGACACAGUCUCCAUGCAGAAGGAGACCUCUCUAAGCACCUCACCAGUGCUGAGGCCAGAGCAGAAGAAGCGGCCCAGCUUCCUUAUGCACCUGGACACAUGCUGCUGCUUGCUGUGCUCCGACGUGGUUCUUUUGGGUGUCUGCCUUUGCUGGCUGGUCACUGAUGCUGAGAUGGAGCUGGCCUUUGGGGACAAGGGAGAAGGGCUGCAUCUCCUGGAGUGCAGCCUGAGCCGGUGCACUGCUGCAGCUUUACGCAUCUCUGACAUGCUGGCCUGUGUCUCUCAAGGCAAAGGGAAGGAGGCUGUUGUCCAGCCUCAGUCCACAGUCAAGCUUUUUGACCAUUUGGUAGCCCGUAUCUAUGUAGCACUGGCCAAACAAGGCCUGUAUACCAGAAGACCUAAAAAGCAGCUUUGGAAGCUUCUGGAAACUGGCUUGAACUUUCUCUCUUCCAAAGGACCUCAGUUGCCUGGACUCAAAUACCAGAGGGCCUGGCUGCUACUUGCCAAAGCUGUAGCUACCAUCUCUGUCCUGGCUUCCAGACAAGACAGCUGUUUGAAAAACAUUUUUUCUAGUGCUUGGUCCUGGAAGUCCCCAUUGUCUCUGGAGGGAAGCCAAGAAAACAAGCUGACUGUGGCAAAGACGACACUUGAUGCACUUUGUACACUGCCCCUGAAGAGCAAGACACGGAGGCAGCCAGGUGCAGCCCCUAAAGCAAAGCCUAAGAGAAUCCAAGAAACCAAGCCUGUUCCUGUGUCAGGACUUAAUGAUCCAUUUGCCCUGGCUGACUCAGACUCAGAAGUUCCUAUAAUUGUUCUUGGGCCUCCUGUUGAGCACCAGACCCCAGCACAGAAAUCCCUUCGGGCCUCAAAGAGAGGGCCAUCCUCAGCAGUCAAGGCAAGCCUCGUCCGCAAGCCUUCAUUUGUGGUCUUUGAGGAAUCUUCUCCAAAGGUGAAGGCUGAACUUCUAAAGGCUCCCAAAGUUACCAGAAGAAUGAAAUCUCGAAUUAAGAUCCCCUUCAGUGAUGACAGUGACCUGGAAGGCCCUCCAGAAGCUAUGCAGGCAUCGCAGCUCCCUGCUGCUCAGGAACUGGUGGCUGCUCCCAGACGGAGAGGCCUAAGGUCUGCAUCUAGCAGAAAGCUGACACAGUCAAAUCUGGCUAAAACGGACGGGUGCAAUGCCAGCUUUUCAGCUGACUGCUCCCAGGAGGCAAAGACAAAGUGCCAGGCCGGAAGGCCUUGUGUCAGGAGAGUUGCCAGGCGAGGAAAGCAGCAAGAAGACAUCCAGAAAGCUCUUUGUGAAGAAAGAACUUGCCAAGUUCAGAAUGAACAUACAGGAGGAGAGGAGGAGGAGGAGGAGGAGGAAGACAAGGAAAUCUUGAGGACCAUUGAGGAGGAGUUAGAUGCCUGCUUUGAAAGCAUGUGGGUUUCCAAUGAGGGAAAAGCCUUUAAAGGAAGUACAAGACAAGCCUGUUCAGAAGAUGGCCAAGAAGUUCUCCGGCGAGAUGUCAGUGCUGACUUGCAGGAAACAUUCUCGGUUGUGGGGAAGAACAGCUUUGGGGACCCUUUCAACUUGUGCACACUUGCCUCUUCACUGGACAUACCUGCCAGCUUCUUAACCAUGGACUCUGUCUAUGACUCCUUGCAAGCUGCCUUCCACUCAAUCAGCCAUUACCCUCCGGGUGCCCUCUACAGCCAUAUUUGCCAGCUGAUGGCCCUGUGCACUGGAAGCCGGGAUCCCAUUGCUACAGCCUACCUGGUCUCAGAGUCCGUCUCCAUCACUCUUCGUCAUCAGAUAGUGCCCAUGAUUCACAGGAAACUCAACAAAAUGAAAAAAGUGUCAGUGGCCAACACAGCCAAGCAGUUGGAAGCCUUGAGCCUGCAAAAAGGAAAAGCUGAUUCUCGGCUCCAGUACCUCUCAGAGCUACAGAACCUCUUUGAGUUCAGCUGCCCUAGCCUGCCAAAGUUGGAGACGGAGAACUUCAGAAAGCAGCUGCAACAAAUCCCCCAUGGGGUAAGAGUCUGCAUAUUGUCCUUGGUGAGUAUCCAGCCAGAAGCUGUCGGAGACAUCCUCUUGUUGACACGGCUGGAGAAGGAUACUGCCCCUGUGACCCUCCAGAUACAGACUGCACACAGUAAGGCACCCUUAAGCACAGUGCUUGGUGAGUUGGAUGCCAUCCUACAGAAACAGAAAGAGACCUCAAAUUUCACUGAGAAGAAGGACUGGUGGACUGGCCGGAUUGCACUGGACCAAAGAAUGAAGGCUUUAACAGAGUCCUUGGAAAUGAAUGUGCUGAGCUGCUGGAGAGGUGCCCUGCUACCAGCCUGUGAGGACCCAAGCUUGGCCAAAGAGGCCUCCCACCUUCAGACUUGUCUCAGGAAGUGUGGCUGUAAGGAUGUAGACCUGGCACUGCUCAAGGUAAUGCUGACUGGAUCGCAUCUCUUGACCACCCAAGAUGUGCAGUGCUUGGUGCAGGGGCUCAGCCCAGCUCAGCCUGAGAGAGCCCAGAACCUUCUGCAGGAGGUAGUGGACAGACUGAGAUCCUGGACCAGUCAAGCGUCAAGUGGCCACUUGGUCCUCAUGCUGGAUAAACAUCUGCAGAAGCUCCCCUGGGAAAACAUACCAUGCUUGAAAGACCAGUCAGUGACCCGGCUACCAUCCCUGCGUUUCCUGCUUGGUUCCUCACUUACUAAAAAGUAUCAGCAAGAAACUAUCCUUAACAACGGGGUCAAUCGCAGCAGCACCUUCUAUGUCUUAAACCCCCACAGGAACCUUCCUCGGACAGAAACAAUGUUCAAAGACUGGUUUCAAAGUGAGCCUGGGUGGACAGGAGUCGUGGGAGAGACCCCCUGUGCAGAUCAAGUACCCCUGGCCCUUGAAGAACGUGAUCUCUACAUCUAUGCUGGGCAUGGUGCAGGUGCACGUUUCGUGGACUCCAUCCUUAAGGUGGACUGCCGGGCUGUGACUCUUCUUUUUGGCUGCAGCAGUGCUGCCUUAGCAGUGCAGGGCAACCUGGAGGGAACCGGCGCUGUUCUCAGGUUCAUCAUGGCAGGAUGUCCCCUGGUGCUGGGUAACCUCUGGGAUGUGACUGACCGAGACAUCGAUCGCUACAUGGAGGCACUUCUGAAAAGUUGGCUCGAUGCAGGAUCUGGAGCACCACUGCUGCACUCUGUCAUACAGUCCCGUCAGGCUCCCAAACUCAGAUACAUGAUUGGUGCUGCCCCCAUAGCCUAUGGCUUACCCGUGCACCUGAAGUAGAUAACAUGAGAAGUUAUCUGGCCCAGGGUGGUUUGACCUGGACGAAUUUUUUCUUACACUCUGAACUGACUUCAGUGCAAUCAGCUCUUGGGAAGAGAGAGGAUAAAUAUUUGGGUGAGGCAAAUUGGUUUGGUCACCAGUUGCCUUACCUCAUCUUCAGUAGCCUGAAUUGCCUUUAUGAGGGAUAUAUCUUAAGCUCCCAUGUUUCAGAAUAUUUAACGUUUACAUAGUGUACAAAUCAAAUUUCAAAGAUUGUAAUUUAUUCUUAAGUCUAUUUAUAUUUUAAUGUUUCAAAGCCUGAAUAAACAUUAUAGCAAA